Hevea brasiliensis (rubber tree) is the source of this 930-nucleotide messenger RNA. Its product is annotated as putative vesicle-associated membrane protein 726. The record is from RefSeq and is a predicted model, not a curated record. NCBI's taxonomy places the organism in Eukaryota, Viridiplantae, Streptophyta, Magnoliopsida, Malpighiales, Euphorbiaceae. Bases 176 to 544 code for a protein of 122 amino acids. The transcript is spliced from 3 exons.
ACCCCACUCUUCCUUUUAACUAUCCCUGCUUUAAAACCUCAUCAACAACCCCUCGCUCCCUCUCUCUGGUGGGAAAAGAAAGCAAAAGAAGGGGAGGAGAGAGAUUUUCGAUCAAAUUCUCAGAUCUCUCUCUGCACGAGUUCAAGACCUUUAAUCGCUUUAUCAAAUAACCAAAAUGGGCCAGCAAUCGUUGAUCUACUCAUUCGUUUCAUGUGGAAAUGUGAUUCUUGCUGAGUACACAGAAUUCAGUGGCAAUUUCAAUUCCAUAGCGUUUCAGUGCCUCCGGAAGCUCCCUACCACCAACAAUAAGUUUACUGACAACUGCGAUGCCCACUCCUUCAAUUACCUCGUCGACAAUGGCUACACCAUGGGACGUGGUAGAAAGCGGCAGCUACCGGAGUUAACCCUCGAUGUAUCGACGGAACUGCCAGAAAUCGACGGCAAUUCCCCGGAGUGUUGUGGAUCCAAGGCGGGACAAGGAGGCGGCGAUGUUUUGCCACAUGGAAAGGAGCAAUCUACGGAAAAUAAGAGCACUACAGUGUAAUCAAGAACACUACAGUUGGACCUGUUGAACAGAGAGGUGAAAAAGUGGAAAAAGUUGAAGACGAAAGCCCAGCGAAUGAUCAGACGAUGAUAGAGAGAGGUCAAGCUCGCCGCUCUUGGUGUUUACAAGAGUUGUAAGAGCUUAUGAAGUAUAAAGAGAUGAAUUGAGCAUAAAAAGAAGCAAAAGGAGCUUAGGAGUGUCUUAUUCAUGGUAUUUGGAGGCUAAUGGUGAAAAACGAACAGAUUCGAACAUCAGGUCAUAUUAAGCUUUUUUAGACAGCCUUAAUAGAACUUGUAUGUAAUUCACUAUUUAGAGUGUAAAUCUGGCCUUAUGGGCUUAGAGGGACCUUAAUUGAUAUAUAAAAAUUAAUGCUUGUUUGGUUUCUA